Messenger RNA from Fragaria vesca subsp. vesca, 480 nucleotides. RefSeq names its product strictosidine synthase-like. Lineage: Eukaryota; Viridiplantae; Streptophyta; Magnoliopsida; Rosales; Rosaceae. Bases 1 to 480 code for a protein of 159 amino acids. The record is from RefSeq and is a predicted model, not a curated record. The transcript is spliced from 2 exons.
AUGGCCUCAUCUAUUUCUCAAGCAGAAGGUCUUUCACUUGGUGGUUUUGAACACCAUGAGAUUCCAGUACCAGUAGUUGGCCCGGAGAGUGUGGCGUUUGAUUGUAGCGGAGCAGUCUAUGCAGGGGUUGCCGAUGGAAGGAUCUUCAAAUGGCUAGGGAGCCAAUAUGGAUGGAGCGAGUUUGCCACAACUUCCCCAUCUAGGCCGAGAGGAUUGUGUGACGGUUCUACCAAUAAAGACAAUGAACCAAUUUGUGGGAGACCUCUAGGCCUUAGGUUUGACCUAAAAACAUGUGAGCUUUAUAUAGCCGAUGCCUAUUUCGGCCUCUUAAAGACGGGGCCUAACGGCGGCGUUGCACAAACGCUUGCAACUGAAGUAAAUGGAACCCCUUUCAGGUUUACAAAUGAUGUGGAUAUUAAUCCACAAACCGGAAUGGUGUAUUUCACAGAUUCCAGCACAAUUUAUCAAAGACGGCAAUGA